Meriones unguiculatus (Mongolian gerbil) is the source of this 7178-nucleotide messenger RNA. RefSeq names its product SLIT-ROBO Rho GTPase activating protein 2 (gene Srgap2). The transcript is spliced from 23 exons. Gene Ontology annotation, molecular function: protein binding. Gene Ontology annotation, biological process: signal transduction; negative regulation of cell migration. Lineage: Eukaryota; Metazoa; Chordata; Mammalia; Rodentia; Muridae. The coding region runs from base 1051 to 4266 and encodes 1071 amino acids. Gene Ontology annotation, cellular component: cytoplasm. The record is from RefSeq and is a predicted model, not a curated record.
CCAGAAAGAUGGGUGUUCCUCACGGCUUGCGGGGCUCUUUCUCCGUUCAGCCCUCCAGUCUGUUUCCCAGGGCUCUCCUCCCACUCUGAUAUCCGAACCUCAUGCUAGUCCCCAAAGUUGCCAACAUCCUGUACUUCAUGUAGCAGCCCACCGCGGUUUCUCCCACUGCCUCGCCCCCAAAACCCGUCCUCUCGGCGCCCUCUCUGGUCGUCCAAGCUCGGGCGGCUCGGUCUUUCUCCAGCCUCAGAACCCCACCUCACGCCCGCCUCCCGCUUCCUGCCCUGCCGCACUGCGCGGCCUCGGCUCCCUCUUCCUGCGCGCGGCCCUUCCUCCGGUCGCCGGGAGUAGGCGACACUGCCUGGAGCCGCCUGUGCGCCGGCGGAGACAGGACUGCCUGGGAGGCAGGAGCCCGCCGCAGCACUGGAGCCCUUCCCUCAGCCUCCCUGCCGCCGCCUCCCUCGCCUCCUGGCGACUCUCACUAAUGCCUCCCACCCGACUGGGAUUGGGCUAGUGAACCGGAGCAAACGACUUCCGAUCCACUCCGCGUUGCAGCGGCACCCUUUUGGGAUUUGAUUAGCAGCAUCUUUGAGCUGGUACCACAAAAAUCCCGGCGAAGAACGCCUAGCCCACCCCUGGCACCCCGAGACAAACCCAUUCCCUCCUAGGGACACAGCUGGGCGCGCCCACACCCCCGCAUCCCCUACACCAUGUUGUGCGGAAGGACUUCCACUCCCCGCCUGUGUCGUUGAUGUCAGACCCCAGGCCAGCCUCCGGGCGCUGCAGUUCUCCUGGCUAAUGCUGCGGCUGUGGCUUGGGCUUUAGUACAUAAGCCAGCCGCCGCCGCCCCCCGCCCCCCUCCCCGGCCUCAGCACCCACAGUCUGCAUGUGUGUGCGGUAGCCGGCUGCGUGUUCCCCCGGAGCUCUGGAGACCACCGCGGGGCUCUUCUCUGCCCGUGGGAGAAGUGGCCUUGGAGGUAUUGAUUUCCGUGGUUGGAUUUUUCUCGUGGAUCUAUCAAUUCACAAUUCGAAUUUGGAAGAAAGAAGGAAAACAUGACGUCUCCAGCCAAAUUCAAAAAGGAUAAGGAGAUCAUCGCAGAGUACGAUACUCAGGUCAAAGAGAUCCGGGCUCAGCUCACAGAGCAGAUGAAAUGCCUAGACCAGCAGUGUGAGCUCCGGGUGCAGCUGUUGCAGGACCUGCAGGACUUCUUCCGCAAGAAGGCUGAGAUUGAAAUGGACUAUUCCCGUAACCUGGAGAAGCUAGCCGAGCGCUUUCUAGCCAAGACAAGAAGCACCAAGGACCAGCAAUUUAAGAAGGACCAGAAUGUUCUCUCUCCAGUCAACUGCUGGAACCUCCUCCUAAACCAGGUGAAGCGGGAAAGCAGAGAUCAUACCACCCUGAGUGAUAUCUACCUGAAUAAUAUAAUUCCUCGAUUUGUUCAAGUCAGCGAGGACUCAGGAAGACUCUUUAAAAAGAGUAAAGAAGUUGGCCAGCAGCUCCAAGAUGAUUUGAUGAAGGUCCUGAACGAGCUUUAUUCGGUCAUGAAGACAUAUCACAUGUACAAUGCCGACAGUAUCAGUGCUCAGAGCAAACUAAAGGAAGCAGAGAAGCAAGAAGAGAAGCAAAUUGGGAAAUCAGUGAAGCAAGAGGACCGGCAGACCCCCCGCUCCCCUGAUUCCACAGCCAAUGUCCGCAUUGAGGAAAAACAUGUCCGCAGGAGCUCAGUGAAGAAGAUCGAGAAGAUGAAGGAGAAGCGACAAGCCAAGUACACAGAGAAUAAGCUGAAGGCUAUUAAAGCCCGGAAUGAGUAUUUAUUGGCUUUGGAGGCAACCAAUGCAUCUGUCUUCAAGUACUACAUUCAUGACCUGUCUGAUAUUAUUGAUCAGUGUUGUGACCUAGGCUACCAUGCUAGCCUGAACCGGGCCCUGCGCACUUUCCUGUCUGCUGAAUUAAACCUGGAACAAUCAAAACACGAGGGUCUGGAUGCUAUUGAAAAUGCAGUAGAAAACCUGGAUGCCACCAGUGACAAGCAGCGGCUCAUGGAGAUGUACAACAAUGUUUUCUGUCCCCCUAUGAAAUUUGAAUUCCAGCCCCACAUGGGAGAUAUGGCCUCUCAGCUCUGUGCCCAGCAGCCGGUACAGAGUGAGCUGGUGCAGAGAUGCCAACAACUGCAGUCUCGCUUAUCCACUUUGAAGAUUGAAAAUGAAGAGGUGAAAAAGACAAUGGAGGCAACCCUGCAGACCAUUCAGGACAUCGUAACAGUGGAGGAUUUUGAUGUGUCUGACUGCUUCCAGUAUAGCAAUUCCAUGGAGUCUGUCAAGUCAACAGUCUCAGAAACAUUCAUGAGCAAGCCCAGCAUUGCUAAGAGGAGAGCUAACCAGCAAGAGACAGAGCAGUUUUAUUUCACGAAAAUGAAGGAGUACUUAGAGGGAAGGAACCUUAUCACCAAGUUACAAGCCAAACAUGACCUCCUGCAGAAAACCCUGGGAGAAAGUCAGCGGACAGAUUGUAGUCUUGCCAGGCGAAGCUCUACUGUGAGGAAACAGGAUUCCAGCCAGGCAAUUCCUCUGGUGGUAGAAAGCUGCAUCCGGUUUAUUAGCAGACAUGGCCUACAACAUGAGGGAAUUUUCCGAGUGUCUGGAUCACAAGUAGAAGUGAAUGACAUAAAAAAUGCCUUUGAGAGAGGAGAGGACCCCCUAGCUGGGGACCAGAAUGACCAUGACAUGGACUCCAUAGCUGGUGUCCUCAAGCUUUACUUCCGGGGCCUGGAACACCCACUCUUUCCCAAGGACAUCUUCCAUGACUUGAUUGCCUGUGUCACAAUGGACAACCUGCAAGAGAGAGCUGUGCAUAUCCGGAAAGUCCUUCUGCUCUUGCCCAAACCCACUCUGAUUAUCAUGAGAUACCUCUUUGCCUUCCUCAAUCACUUAUCACAGUUCAGUGAAGAGAACAUGAUGGACCCCUACAACCUUGCCAUCUGCUUCGGGCCCUCACUGAUGUCAGUGCCAGAGGGCCAUGACCAGGUGUCCUGUCAAGCCCACGUGAAUGAACUGAUCAAAACCAUCAUCAUCCAACAUGAGAACAUCUUCCCAAACCCCAGGGAGCUGGAGGGCCCCAUCUACAGCAGAGGAGGAAGCAUGGAAGAUUACUGUGACAGCACUCACGGAGAGACUACCUCUGCUGAAGACUCCACCCAGGAUGUAACAACAGAACACCACACAAGUGAUGACGAAUGUGAGCCCAUUGAGGCCAUUGCCAAGUUUGACUACGUAGGCCGCACAGCCCGAGAACUGUCUUUCAAGAAGGGAGCAUCUCUACUGCUUUAUCAGCGUGCUUCUGAUGAUUGGUGGGAAGGCCGGCACAAUGGUAUAGACGGACUCAUCCCCCAUCAGUACAUCGUAGUACAAGACACCGAGGACGGUGUCGUGGAGAGGUCCAGCCCCAAGUCUGAGAUUGAGGUCAUGUCUGAGCCACCUGAAGAAAAGGUGACAGCCAGAACGGGGGCCAGCUGUCCCACUGGGGGUCAUGUAGCUGAUAUUUAUCUUGCAAACAUCAACAAGCAAAGGAAGCGUCCAGAAUCUGGGAACAUCAGAAAAACAUUUCGGAGUGACAGCCAUGGGCUGGGCAGUUCUCUGACUGACUCCUCCUCCCCGGGGGUGGGGGCUAGCUGCCGUCCAUCCUCCCAGCCCAUCAUGAGCCAGAAUCUCCCCAAAGAAGGGCCAGAUAAGUGUUCCAUCAGUGGCCAUGGGAGUCUCAACUCUAUCAGCCGCCACUCAUCCUUGAAGAACCGACUGGACAGUCCACAGAUUCGGAAGACUGCCACGGCAGGAAGGUCAAAAAGCUUUAAUAACCAUCGGCCCAUGGACCCAGAGGUCAUUGCACAGGAUAUUGAAGCAACAAUGAACUCUGCCCUGAAUGAGCUUCGAGAGCUAGAGCGGCAGAGCAGUGUUAAGCACACCCCUGAUGUGGUUCUGGACACCUUGGAACCCCUCAAGACCUCCCCAGUGGUAGCCCCCACAUCUGAGCCCUCCAGCCCCCUGCAUACUCAGCUCCUCAAAGACCCUGAGCCUGCCUUCCAGCGCAGUGCUAGUACUGCCGGGGACAUUGCCUGCGCCUUCCGGCCUGUCAAAUCUGUCAAGAUGGCUGCUCCAGUCAAACCACCAGCCACACGCCCCAAGCCAACUGUCUUCCCCAAAACAAAUGCCACUAGCCCUGGUGUCAGUUCAUCUACUUCCCCACAGUCCACUGACAAGUCUUGUACUGUCUAAGGGGUAUAACAUAAUUGUUGUAGACAAGGAGAUUGACCAUUAUUAAAAUCUUACUAUUUAACUAGCUUGGGACUUCAGUUGAAAAUUAGAUUCUAAGUUGUUCUUACAGGAAUUAGCCUUCCCAUUACCCAGCCCUUGAGAAUGAAACCCUUGUUAACUGCUUUUCCCUUUCUGGUCUCCCCUUUCUUCCUCCCCUCUUUACUCCCCUCUGUUAUAAUCCAAUCAGCUCCAGUACAUACUGUUCUUAGGCUAGUCAGAGACAAGUUUUUCAUUAUUGGGUAGCUGUGGUAUCUGCCAAGCCAAGAUAUGGGGACAUGGGCCUAUGUGUCUGUCCCUUCAAACCACAGAGGGCACCUUGGCCAGAUGGUUGGCAGCAGCCACUCAGCUCUCAGUGGCAUAUUGCUUUGAGUACUGAUUUAAAAAAUCAUAUGUAGCCCAGUUCUCAUCUUACAUAAAUAUAUAUGUGUGUGCACAUGCACACUCAUGUGCAUGCACACACACACAGGUUUUUCUGGUCUCUGUUAUAACCAGCUUCUCCUGGUCAAAGGCCACUCUUUGUUGUAGUGUCAGUUCACACAGAAGCCACCAGGAGUCUCUGUUUUCAUCACAAACUUUGUUCUGUUUGGAACAGAGAAAUCUGGCCUUCGAAAUCUCUGUGUCAUAGAAAUUUAGCAGAAUGGGACAGUCCUGUGAUCUCGUGGGGGUUGGGAUUCUGUCUUCUUCCUCUUGCUUCCUCUUGGUCACUGGUGUUUGCAUUUGCUCUGCUCCAUUCUGUAGAUGUGUAUCCCAGUCUAAUUAUAGAACUUUUAAAGUUUUUCUGAACAUAUAGACUUUUAUUUGGUUCUUGUCUUUGUCUCUGACACACCAUUUUCCAUUUAAGAUGGUUUUCAAUAUAAGACAGUUUUAUAAAGCUAGUUCCUUUUAGAGUAAAAAGUCUUAAAGUUUUAUUGUGUUUAUGACAGGUUUGAAAAGGGUAGGAAAUGGGUCCUUCUUCCUCCCACUGUUUUUGGCAUUUAAAAAAUUUUAAAAUUCACCAUUCUAUUAAAAAAAAAUUAAGUUGCUCUCUGCUGAUUCAAAAAUUGUUCCCAGAUUGAAACUAUGUCAAGUUCACUUCUUGGCUUAGUUUUUUUAUAAGGAUCUCUCUAGGGAUGAACAGGGGCUUGGAAAGCCCUCAUUAAAUUCUAGAGAUGGUGCCUUUUUGAAACUUUUUUAUUUAUACAAACAAGGACAAAUAAGGGAACUUUGGCCCCACAAACUCAAAUUUGUUUUCCCAAAGCCAGAAUCUUAAAAAAGGAAAAUAUUGAAGUUUCACAUUGGGGCCUGCCUUUGGCCUUUUCAGAUGUGCUACCAUUGGAUGCUCUAGCCAGCUUUACAAGCCUGGUGCUUGGAUCACCUGCUCUUUAUGUUGCUUCCCUGGUGCCAGAGCUAAGAAAUUAUACUUCAGGCUCAUGUGUUUCAUCAGUUUCUUGCAGCUCAGGUGUAUUCCUCUUCUCUGUUUUCUGGUUUGAAACCUAUGCUUUUAUUUUAACUGUAUUGUUUUCUGUAGUUAGAGAUGUGGGUUGUCAUUUAGGUUAGAGAAUCUGAACGUUCUUAGCUUGGGCUAGAAGUGAUUCUUUUAGACCAACAUGUGAAGCUGGUAGUUGGAUCAGUAGAAAGUAGUGGAUGUUUCUCCCUGAGUGAAAGGAGUGGGGAGCUUGAAGAAGUCACCUAUACAAAGAGUAACUCUUACAACACCAAGGAGAUUGCUCUCUGAGCUAGAGAGGAGAACUAGCACUCCUUAAGUAGAGUGAGUCAGACUGAGAGGGGCAACCCUUGGCCCUUUGGAUGCCUCAUUCUUACUAUUUUUUUUACUGACCUGUCAUCUUUACCCAGGCUUGUACUGCUCCUAAGCCAAGAGGGGCUUUCAGACCCAAGGAUCCGUUUCCUUGCUGAAAAUUAAGAUCCACCCUUCCCUUUUUACAUUCCUCUUAAUCUAGGUGAUCAGAGUUUCCAGCCUGCCCUUUUUCCUCUCUCCAAGACACACCCUCUAAGAAGGUAAAAGCAAAGCUUCUAAAAGACCAUACUUUGGGCCUGUUCUUUAGUUCUUGCCUUCUCUUUUAAUCCUGUACAUUAUUUGUGUUUGUCAUCCCCUUGGUCGAUGUCCAUCUGCUGAUUUGCAUAAUGAACUGGACAGUGUACAAGUGGUUCCCUACUAACCCCAGCUUGGGAGCCUAACUGUCUUCCUUACUCUGGUGCUUCUGAUGCCUGUGAGAUGAUCCUGUUAAAAGGAGUAGGAACCAAAAGGAGGAGAGUCCUCCUCAGCAGAGCUCACUUCAACUGGAAUUAAGGUUGCACACUGUGAUUUUUACACCCAAAAGCCAAAAGGAGCCGGCCACCCCAGGCCUUGGGAAACCAGCCUUCCUCACAUAGGCUUGCCCAAAACCAGCAUGAUGCUUUCAAGAGCCCUGCUCUGCCCUUGUGGCAUGGAUCCUUUACCUGGUGUGGACUCAGUCUUUGGGGAAGAAAAGUGGAGUGGAACUGCCAGCAUCACGGUUCAGAAAGUAGAGGAGUUUGCCACCAGCAGAUUAUGAACUGGAAAUUCUGGUCUCUGCCAGCCUCCUCAGGCCACCCUCAUUUAUCCCCAAGGAAAUGAGAAAUCCCCCCACCAGGAUCAACUGACCACUGGAAGGGCUGGUGUGCAUGGACUUCCAUCCAGAAGAGAACUUAGAUCUUCCAGGGAACUGCAAUGCUGUGGCGUCUAAUUUGUAUGUCACAUUUGUGUAAAAUGGUAUGUUCUUUAAAAUGGUGUUGAUAACUGGAAUAUUGUAUGUAUGCUUGAAGAUGCUUUGUGUGAACCUAAGACUUACUCAGCCGAUGUUGGAUUGGGGAAAAUCCAAAGCACAACUUCAAAAUAAAAUACAUUUUUAGGUUUC